AUGGCGUUCCUUACUCGCUUGCUUCACGUCCUGCUGCUGUCGUUGAUCGCCUGCGCUGCUAUCGCGGCCCCGACUGCCGAUCAGUCUGAUGCCGCCAACUCGGUGGUCGACUCGACUUCCCACGGCUAUCUCAGUAGCUUUGAGGACAAGGCCCUGCAUCUGUAUGAAAAGUUCCGUCACGGAGUUUUUCAUUCCGCAGAUGACAACGCCCAGACUGUGGAGGAGGAUGCUGCACUGUCCAGCCGGGCCAACCUCGCCAAGCGACAGGGUGUGAGCAAUUCGACGAGCGCUGCAGAAACCAGCCAGGCGACGGAACCUGCCACGACUUCGGCGACUGCUGCGGCCACCACUCAAGCGGAGACCUCUGCCAGCAGCGCUGACUCGACUUCGGCCGAACCCACCUCCGCUGCCACCACCGCCGCCGCCACCACCGCGCAUACAACCGCCGUGCAGACUACAUCUAGCUCUAGCAGCAGUGAAUCCAGCUCUAGCAGCAGUGAGUCGAGCUCUAGUAGCAGUGAGUCUAGCUCCUCGUCCACGUCUCCUGUCACCACCUCCUCCACCUCCUCCUCUUCUUCGUCGUCGACGUCGACCUCUUCGACUUCAUCGACUUCGUCCACUGCGUCCUCUUCUUCUUCUUCAUCCACCUCCUCUUCUACUACCUCUGCCUCUACCUCUUCAUCCACAUCUUCUUCUUCGUCCUCCUCUCACACUCGGACAGCAUCUUCUACCACCAGCGUGCCUGCCACCACCACCUCGUCGACCUCGUCCACUUCCACUUCCAGCUCGACCUCAUCCACCGCAAGGUCGACCACCAUGCACACCACGAGCUCCACAUCGCAGGAUACGACCAGCACGACCAGCCAGCCCACCACCCCGUACACCUCCACCUACAAGAUCACCACCACUCUGCCCGACGGUCAGCAGAGCACCGUGACAGCCGUGACAGUCGUGCAUCCUACCGAAACCGCCCGCGAGGUGGCCACCGGCACCCAGGCAUCUCCGGGGCUGCAGACCGACUCUGCUGCCUCUGCCAAUGGAUUCGCGCGCGAGUUCGCUCUCAUGAUGGGAGGAGCUGCCGUGGUGGCCAUGGCCUUGUAG
Aspergillus luchuensis is the source of this 1101-nucleotide messenger RNA. Its product is annotated as putative GPI anchored cell wall protein (Dan4). The coding region runs from base 1 to 1101 and encodes 366 amino acids. The transcript has a single exon. Lineage: Eukaryota; Fungi; Ascomycota; Eurotiomycetes; Eurotiales; Aspergillaceae. The record is from RefSeq and is a predicted model, not a curated record.